AUGGAGAAAUCCAGACCCCUAUGGGACAAUCCCCUGCAGUUUGUCUUCGCCUGCAUUUCCUAUGCUGUGGGGCUGGGAAAUGUGUGGAGGUUUCCAUACUUGUGUCAGAUGUACGGAGGAGGUGGCUUUUUGAUCCCAUACCUCAUCAUGCUGAUUGCCGAGGGGAUGCCGCUUCUGUACUUGGAGCUGGCCGUGGGGCAGCGCAUGCGGCAGGGCAGCAUUGGCGCCUGGAAAAUUAUAAGUCCCUACCUCUGUGGUGUUGGAGUUGCCAGUGUUGUCGUCUCCUUCUUCCUCUCCAUGUACUACAAUGUGAUAAAUGCCUGGGCCUUCUGGUACCUCUUCCACUCCUUCCAGGACCCCCUGCCAUGGGCCAUCUGCCCCCUCAACAGCAACCGCACGGGCUACGAGGAGGAGUGUGAGAAGACUUCAUCCACGCAGUACUUCUGGUACCGGCAGACCCUGAACAUCUCCCCGUCGCUGGAGGCCAGCGGCAGCGUGCAGUGGGAGCAGGCGCUGUGCCUGACGCUGGCCUGGCUCGUGGUUUACCUCUGCAUCCUCCGCGGCACCGCCUCCACCGGCAAGGUGGUCUAUGUGACAGCCUCUUUGCCAUACUGUGUUCUCAUCAUAUACCUCAUCAGAGGAUUAACACUUCAUGGAGCUGUGAAUGGGCUCGUCUACAUGUUCACACCAAAGCUGGAGCAGCUGUUGAACCCCAAGGCCUGGAUCAGCGCUGCCACACAGAUCUUCUUCUCGCUGGGCCUUGGCUUUGGCAGCCUCAUCGCCUUUGCCAGCUACAAUGAGCCCUCCAACAACUGCCAGAGACACGCCAUCAUCGUGUCCCUCAUCAACAGCACCACCUCCAUAUUCGCCAGCAUCGUCACCUUCUCCAUCUAUGGCUUCAAGGCCACCUUCAACUACGAGAGCUGCAUCAACAAGGUGAUCCUGCUGCUGCUGAAUGCUUUUGACCUGGAGGAAGGCUCUGUAACAGCAGACAACCUCAAUGAGAUGAAAGAUUACCUCAUGGCCACCUACCCACAGGAAUAUGCCCAAUUAGCACCACAGAUCAAAAACUGCAGCUUGGAAGCUGAGCUAGACACGGCUGUCCAGGGGACGGGACUGGCAUUUAUUGUCUAUUCAGAGGCGAUCAAAAACAUGGAGGUGCCCCAGCUGUACUCUGUGCUCUACUUCUUCAUGCUGCUGAUGCUGGGCAUUGGCAGCAUGCUGGGGAACACGGCUGCCAUCCUCACACCGCUGACCGACAGCAGGGCCAUCGCCUCCCGCUUCCCCAAGGAGGUGAUCUCGGGUGUUGUGUGUUUCGUGAAUUGUAUAAUUGGCCUGAUCUUCACCAUGGAGGCUGGAAAUUACUGGUUUGACAUCUUCAACGACUACGCAGCCACCCUGUCGCUGCUGCUCAUCGUGCUGGUGGAAACCAUCGCUGUGUGUUACAUCUAUGGCAUAAGGAGAUUUGAGAAAGAUCUUUACACCAUGAUUGGACGCAAGCCAAACUGGUAUUGGAAAAUUAUGUGGGCUUUUGUUAGUCCACUGCUUAUUAUAAGCCUAUUUAUUUUUUACAUCACCGACUACAUCCUCACAGGAACAUUGCAAUACCAAGCGUGGGAUGCCACACAGGGGCAGCUGGUGACCAAGGACUACCCAGGCUAUGCCCUGGCGGUGAUCGGGCUGCUGGUGGCAUCAUCCACCAUGUGCAUCCCCGUGGGAGCACUAGUGACUUUUGUAAGGAAGAGACUGAAGAGGGAACGAGUGGCAACUGUUGCAUGAGAGCUGACAGCUGGAUUUGGGAAGACCUUAACCCCGUCACCAGUGACUGGGCACUUCUGGAAGACAGCAGCAACCAUUAUUUGUAGCAGCUACUUA
Messenger RNA from Melospiza georgiana, 1875 nucleotides. RefSeq names its product solute carrier family 6 member 20 (gene SLC6A20). Gene Ontology annotation, biological process: sodium ion transmembrane transport. NCBI's taxonomy places the organism in Eukaryota, Metazoa, Chordata, Aves, Passeriformes, Passerellidae. Gene Ontology annotation, cellular component: plasma membrane. Gene Ontology annotation, molecular function: L-proline transmembrane transporter activity. The transcript is spliced from 11 exons. The record is from RefSeq and is a predicted model, not a curated record. The coding region runs from base 1 to 1779 and encodes 592 amino acids.